Messenger RNA from Danaus chrysippus (African queen), 3951 nucleotides. The record is from the annotation of a GenBank genome assembly. NCBI's taxonomy places the organism in Eukaryota, Metazoa, Arthropoda, Insecta, Lepidoptera, Nymphalidae.
AUGCAGAAAGUAUCCCACAAGGUGCAAAGCCCAGUUCUCGUCGUCGAGCUUACCCUGAAUAGACUAGAAGGUACGCAGCUGAGAGCUCUGGGUCUUCUCUCAGUUUUUGGGUUCAAUAUGACCUACAUGGUCAAAGGACCCAAUGACGAACCUGGUCCAAAGGCCUGCAGUACAAUAGAAUGUCGUCUUCUUGGACACUGUUAUGCUAGAUAUGAUUACAAGGAGUUCUACUGCGAUUGUUUUGAGGGUUACUCGGGAGCCGAUUGCGGAGUUGGGCCUUUAUGUCCGAAGACCCCUAACAUGUGCAAAAAUGGAGGCACCUGCGGUCAAAUGGGUCCAGCUGCAGUAAGCUGCAUCUGCGCGCCGGGUUUCACGGGGGAUCUUUGCGAGUCUCAGAUCGAAGCACCUGAAUGUGGCAUAGAAGAAUGUGCUGAAGGGUGCACGACAGGCGCCUGUGAUUGCAAUCCCAAAGAUACUGACGUCUCUUCUGCUCGUUUUGAAACAAGGCUGCAAAUAGUGGACCAAGGAAGUAUAAACAUAUCUCAAGAAAUUAUUAAACAGAUGACUAACUACUUAAGAGCUUCCAAUAUAACUUUACACGAUGAAAUUGAAGUCUUAAACAUUAGUGCCCCUGACGCGAUGGGUGCACGUACAGUGUGGCUUCGUGUAUGGGCGGAACGGCGAGAUGCAGGAGCGUUAAGGACUGCUCUCGCACGUCUAGCUGCUACUCGCACACGCACUGACAGGCUGCGCUUACUGCCUGCUAUGCUGCAUUUUGAUAUGCAACCUGCUCUUAGUUUACACGCACUGAUCGUUAACCAGCGUCAGGAAGUGUGGGAAGGAUCUGAAUUUAUAUUGAGCUGCAUGGCGUAUGGGUCCCCUGACAUAACAUUUACUUGGUAUAAAGAUGGGGUUAAAAUAAACUUUAAUGGAACUACCAGAGAUAUCUGGACUCGCACAGUAGCUGAAGAUGCGUUAGGAAGGCGUAUGUCAGUUUUGGGUAUUUCUGAAGCUAAGAAGCCUGAUAGUGGUCGAUGGUCUUGUUCCGCUGAUGAUGCUGGGAGAAGACGGUGCAGUGCGUUGAGACUGUCUAUUCUACGUCCUCCCGAUAUAAGACUAGUGCCUUCCAUGUUAACUGUUAACAAGGGAGAUAAUGUAAGCAUCACAUGUCUUGCCGGUGCGGGUCGUGUACACGGCGUAUUGGGAUUUAGUUGGGCCCGAGAACGAUCUCUGUUGCCACAGGCGCCCGGUCGCGAAGUCUGGGAAGAUCUUUACCCUGCGGGAAGUGUACUUAAGCUAUAUAAUGUACAGAAAUCUGGAGAAUUCCGUUGUCAAGUAUCGUCAGUAGCGGGUACGAAUACUAAAGCCGUAACAAUGUGGACUCUCGGUUCUAAAGACGAUGCGUGUCCAAGUGAAGCAUCCCACGGUCUGCGAUGGCCUAAAACUGCACCAGGAGCUCAUGCAGCCGCAACCUGCCCACCUGGACAUACAGGGGAAUCAAUUAGAUUCUGCGAACCUAAAACUACCCAACACGGUGUGAAAUGGGUCAUACCGGAUUUUUCUGGUUGUAUUGCGGAUUCCUUAAACGACAUAUAUGAGCAGUUUACUAAAAUUUAUUACGGCUAUUCCUGGGCUAAUGUUUCUCAUGUGGCACAUCAAUACGGAGCAGUUCUUCGUUCACUUCCUGCACAACCUGGAGAGGGAACUAUUCCUUUAAAACAUGCUAAGAAUAUGCUUAACUAUCUCCUUUCCAAUGCUGGUAAAUUGAAAGAUAGAAGGGAAAGUGUGAACCAUCUACUCAUUAUAUAUGAUACCUUACUAAAGCAUCCUGACACUUUUUUAGAUGAAGAAAAAAUAUACGAUCUUCAAAAUGCUAUAGUUGAAACAGCAGGAAUGCGUGACAACUUAGAUUCCGUUUAUAAGGAGUUUUCCAUAAAUACCAAGCAAGCUAGAGAGGAUGGCGCUGCUCACUUUGGUUUCACGCCAAUCCUAGGAUCUGAAGAAUGGUUACUAACAUCAGCUGGUGUAGAACUGGUUGGACGAAAUGGAAAUACGUCAGUGGUCGUUGUACGGUAUCGAAACUUAGCUGCACGACUGCCAUCAUUGAGAAGAUCUAUUGAAUUCAACUCAUCGUCUUCUAGGGGUGGGAGAGAGGUGGAGUACGAGCUGGCGUCCGCACAAAUACAACUUCACGCGCCAGGGUAUGCUCACACUGGUCAUUCCACCACGUUGCUGUUUGUGCAUUCAAAAAAUUAUUCAGCCAUAGCAUCCAAAUUAGCCUGCGCAUUAAGAACCCCAUCAGAGCCGCGUGUCUGGAUCACGAAGACUUGUGAGGUUCGUGUACCGGAGCCAACACACGUGGCCUGUCGGUGUCGAGGUCUUGGCACCUUUGCUUUGUUCACUAUCGCCAGGUCUACCCUUUCAGACACGGAAAAAGACCUACGCGGAAUUGUAAAGAUCACAGUAGGAUUGAGCGGUACGAUGAGCCUGGUGGCUGCAGCAUUGCAGCUUCUUAGUCUUUUACCUGGAAAACGAGCACGGCUGCCCGUCUUGUUGCGAGCUGUCACCGCGGGCACCCAUUCAGCAGCUGUACUUACACUGCUAGAAUGUGAUACCAGACAGGAGGAGGCUUGUCCUGGAGCCUUAGGGUGGGUAUGCGCAGCGUGUUGGUGCGCUGGUUGCGCGGCAUUGUGUGCACAGCCACUGCUACUUCAAGCAGAGCUAGCAGGUCGGCGACAGAACGCUCCUUCUGUUGCACUUCUUGCAGGUGUAUGCACCCUUGCUUGGUUGACUGCGCGUCUUUGGGGCGGGGCUCCUCUCCAGAUUGGAGCGGCAGCGCAGGCCGUAUGCGCUGCUGGUUGCACGCUGCUAGCCGUGUUGUGUUUCGCUCUAGCAAUUUGUGCUGCUGUAAGAUUGAGGACUAUAACGCACAAAGUUCCAGUCGAAAGGCGGACAUAUUUGAGAGAUCGGCGGCGUGUUGUACGACAUACAAUUGCGGUGUUAGUGACGACCAGCGCAGCGCAAGCGGCCGGUGUUUGGUGGGCACAACCGGGACCUCGGACACUUGCUCUCGUUUUAACACUCUCUAUAGCCGCUCUUCUUAAUGGUGUAACAAUGCUGAUCUGCUACGUGAUAUGGGAUGAAGAGUGCUUACAAUCAGCAAAGAGAGUACUAUCACUACCCUCCCAUCGCGAAUGGCAAGAGUCCCCAGCGGGAGACACAUCACUUAGUUUAUAUAUAAAACAAGGCGGUGAAGUAGAGAGCCGGGGAGGAGUGGGUAUGUUGGAAACCACUUCAUCGCCCGUCUCGCCAGUGACGUCAUACUGGCGAGCUCCGGGGCUUGAGAGCCCGGCGAGGCUUAACAGGAUACAGUCGACGCCAGACAGCCGCGCAGAUAUAGUCCGAUGUGUGGAAUAUAAGGACGCACUCCUGAGUCCGCAGCGAUAUGAUGCUCACGUGGGCACCACACAUGCUGUUUGCGACCUCAUUCCGCAUACCGCACCCCACCGGCCCGAGUACAUGGAUCGCGUGUGUCUUGAGCUUCGAGUCCUAAAAAACCCACCCUCAGAACCAAUUGCACCCCUUCUUGCCUGCUCAGUCGACUUUGAACCUUACACAGGGAGACAGAUUGACACUUCUAAAGACGCGUGCAGCAUCUGCGUACAGUCCAACCCUGAUGUAUCCAAAAUCACGUCCCCACCUAUAAAAAGUUGUCUUAAAAAACCCAAGGAUGACUUCACUUCAAGUAUUUCACUACCUUCGAUGGAAUUAAAAGAAGAACCAAAGAUUAAGUCUGACAUAGACCAAGUGAAUAGAGAGUGGAAUAGAGCGUACGACUCACCAGAAACGGAUAGAGUGUUAAAUAAAAUAUCCAACGAUUUAGACUUUUUACUAAACAGGACUCAAGUUAAGAAGACAAUACUCGACCAAAUAGAAGAAGCACCCACUUAG